Linum tenue is the source of this 304-nucleotide messenger RNA. Lineage: Eukaryota; Viridiplantae; Streptophyta; Magnoliopsida; Malpighiales; Linaceae. The record is from the annotation of a GenBank genome assembly.
UGGCGCCAAAAAGUUUAUAGAAGGCAACUUAAAUAUAGAAGAAAGAAGGAGAGAAGUCUACGAAAUGGCGAGGGAGCCUUCAAUCGCCCAGCCACACUGUUGGUUGGAAAGCCGGGAUUACUAGGUGGCUUCUUCAAUGCUCCUCAUCACCAUCCAUCAUAUUGUUAUUAUACUUUUCCAACCCCAACGAACCAAUGUUCAGCUUUAGUUUACAGGUUUGGCGGUUGGUUUGAAGGCACAUUCAUCUCCACUCUCUAAUGGACACAAAAGGAAAGAGAUCGAUGAUGUCUGACUAACCCCACAG